This is a messenger RNA of Naegleria lovaniensis, 1746 nucleotides long. RefSeq lists its product as uncharacterized. The coding region runs from base 1 to 1746 and encodes 581 amino acids. NCBI's taxonomy places the organism in Eukaryota, Heterolobosea, Eutetramitea, Acrasida, Naegleriidae. The transcript has a single exon. The record is from RefSeq and is a predicted model, not a curated record.
AUGUUCAACCUCUUCCACAAGGCUCAUUCAAACACUGACAACAAUGAACAAGAUUCCGAAAAUUUACAAACCAAGAAACAAAAAUUGAGACAGCCAGCGUUGAUUCUGAUUCAUUUUUCAAACUCAUCGUCUUUUCGAGAUGAUGAUGAUGAAAAUAAUUCCACCCACCUUCAAAGAUUACAAAUGUUAUUGAGGAAAAAAUUCUCAUUGCAACAAGUUGGAAAAAAGAAAUGGGUUUUGAAUCGGGAAUUGAAAUAUGAGAAAUUCUUUCCAGUGGAGUUUAUGAAUGAUCAAGAAUUUGUGUUUCAUCACUUAAAAAAGUAUAGGAUCGGACUAAAACACGCUUCAAUGCGACUACGAGACGACAGAGAAUUUGUGAUGCAAAUAGUUCAGCAUAAAGGAUCAGAAAUAUUUUACACCACAUCUCGAAAAAUUUGUCGAGACAAACAAGUGGUAAUGGCAGCCAUCAAGAAUGAAGUAUUUGCAGCUCUACAUGCCUCACGUAAACUUAAAAACGACCGAGACUUUGUAUUGGAGGCAGUCCAACUGAAUGGAGAGGUGUUGGCCAAUAUUGGUAGAACGUUUCAUCAAGAUAGAGAAAUUGUUUUAGCUGCUGUGAAACAAAAUGGAACCGUGUUGGGGAGAAUUGUUCAAGAGGAAUGGAGUGAUGGAAAUGUUACUCUUGAAAAGGGAAAAUUGAGGAGUGAUCCUGAAAUUGCAUUAGAAGCAAUCAAACAAAAUAAGAAGGCACUUUUUGAUGUACCAAAUAAUUUGCAUCGAGAUUUAAGUUUCAUGUCAAAAGCUCUUCAAUUAAUUUAUCCAGAUCUCAAGAAUUUUGAUUACUCAAGCAAAGAAAUCAUGCUUAACAUUGUUCAAGAUUUUCCUUUUUUACUUAAAUUUGCAUCGGACGAGAUCAAGAACGAUCGAGAUGUUGUUAUCAAUGCAAUUUGCAACAGUGUCCACUCACUUGAGUUUGCGUCUGACAGUUGUAAGAAUGACAAAGAGAUUGCACUUCUAGCUGUCAGGCUAGAAGCCAUUGGUUUGUGUCUUGUCUCUCAAGAAUUGAAGAAUGAUUAUGAUGUUGUAUUAGCUGCCGUUCAUCGAGAUGGAAAUGCUCUUAGCUAUGCCUCAGAAACAUUGAAACGCAACAAAGAGAUUUUAUUAACAGCUAUUAAGACCAACGCACGUGCUUUUAUAUAUAUGUCCAAGGAGUUGAAAUCUGACAAAGAAUUCAUAUUGCAAGUUGUAAGAAAAAAUGGAAGCGCUAUUGUAUAUCUUGAUGACGCGACAAAAGAGGAUGAAGAAAUUAUUGUUGAAGCUAUUAAGCAAGACCCAAAAGCCCUCAGAUACGCACCUACGAAAUUUCGUCAUGACCCACAAUUCUUAUUACGAAUGGUCAAACUUGGAUGCAAACAUUUUCUGUCCUAUAUUGGUUCAGAACUCCCUAAAAACAAGGAAUUCAUGAUACAAGUAGUGAAAGAAAUUGGUCUUUAUGAUUUGGCAUCCCCGUUUGUGGAAUACCCAUCGUUUGUGUGUUACGAUAAGGACAUUAUGUUAGAAGCAGUGAAGAAAGAUGGGUAUGCGUUGAUAUUUGCAAGCAAAGAAUUGCAAAACGAUCCAGAACUUGUGAUGGAAGCAUUGAAAUGUAAUGGCUAUGUUUCAGAGUAUAGUGAUGAAUUCUAUCGAGAACGAAUGCAAUAUUGCUAUCAUGACGCUUAUUUGGGAACAAAAAACAAUUCCAUUUGA